AAUUGAUGGAGAUUGAUCCAGCCCAGGACAAAGCUUUACAGAAAACCAGUGCUUCCGAUUUCGAGAGGUUUGGGAAUCUUCUACCAAGUACAGGAUAUGGGACUUUGAGCGCGACCACUGGUCUUCCAUCCUGGGCGUGGCUCUGGCCUUUUUGUCUUCUUGCCCACCCACGCCUCCUCGCCCCCGUCCCUGCCUUCUUCUCUUUCCUCUUGAAAGUAGCCUCUCUUUGGUGAUUUCUACCCUGUCCUCCCUUGCAAUUCUGCCCCCUCCCCUGCGGGGUCCGGUGAGGUCAGCUCAUGAAUAUCUGUGCACUUCCUGGGGAGCGUCUGGCACGGCUUGGUACCUCGCGUGUUCGCCUCCUCUGAGCCGCAGCUCCAGCCCAGCCGCGGACUGCCCGGAAGGAACUCGCUCUGGGGCUGCUGAGUCUGCACGUUAACGCCAUUGUUUGGAGAAAUCGAGUGGGUGUGGAAUUGGAGCGAGCGGGCCCAAAGUCGUGCUCAGCCAGAAAGUCGCAUAAUAUACUACGAAGUUAAACUUUCCUCGUCUCUGAAAGCCACAGUAAUAAACCCUGAGAUCCCUGGAAGAUCAAAAGGAAAGGCUGUUGAUUUGCAUCAACUUCGAAACAUCGCCUCUGCUGAGAAACUAGAAAGAACGGUUGGUGGCGGUGAGGAGGAAAGAGAAUGAUCCGGUGAUGGACCAUUCUAAAUCGCAUCCGGUAGAUUUUUCCUAGACUGCCAUGAGUCAGCCACCGACGGGGGGCGCUGCCCCUGCCGCCACCGCAGCUUCUGCCGCCACCGCUGCCACAGAAGCUCGCCUGCACCCGGAGGGCAGCAGCAGAAAGCAGCAGCGUGCUCAGUCACCCGCUAGACUGAGGGACAAUUCCGUCCGACAGACAACCGCGGCCACUCGGUCCCCGGCGGGGGCCGGCACUAAGGUCAAUUCUGUUCGACAGCAGCAGCUGCAGCAGCAGCAAGGCAACAAGACCGGGAGCCGCGCGGCGCCUGCGGCCAGCGCCCGAGGCGGCGGAGGCGGGGCGGAGAAGGCAGCGCCCCUGGCGCCCAAAGGGGCCGCGCCGGGAGCUGUCCAGCCCGCGCCUGGUGCUGAAGCGGCCCCCGCGGCGACCCUGGCCCCGGUGGGAGGCAGGAGGCCUGGCCCGUCGGAGGAGCCGCCCCGGGAGCUAGAACCCGUGUCCUCUAAACUCGGGGAACCCCCUCCGCUCGGGGAAGGAGGAGGAGGGGGUGGGGAAGGAGGAGGAGCCGGCAGCGGCUCCGGGGAAAGGGAGGGGGGCGCUCCGCAGCCGCCGCCGCCGCCCAGGGGCUGGCGAGGGAAAGGCGUACGCGCCCAGCAGAGGGGCGGCAGCGGCGGGGAGGGGGGCUCCCCUUCGCCAUCCUCCUCCUCUGCGGGCAAAACCCCAGGCCCUGGCAGCAGAAACUCCGGAAGCGGCGUGGUGGGGGGCGGCAGCGGUGGCGGAGGGAGCUACUGGAAGGAAGGAUGUCUGCAGUCUGAGCUCAUCCAGUUCCAUCUCAAGAAAGAGCGGGCGGCAGCGGCGGCGGCCGCGGCUCAGAUGCACACUAAGAACGGCGGUGGCAGCAGCAGCAGCCGCAGCUCCCCGGUCGCUGGCGCCCCUGCCGUUUGCGAGCCCCUCGCAGUCCCUUCCUCCUCCCCAAUGGCGGCGGCAGCAGAAGGCCCCCAGCAGAGCGCGGAGGGCAGCGCGAGCGGUGGGGGCAUGCAGGCGGCGGCGCCCCCUUCGUCGCAGCCGCACCCGCAGCAGCUCCAGGAGCAGGAAGAAAUGCAAGAGGAGAUGGAGAAGCUGCGAGAGGAAAACGAGACUCUCAAGAACGAGAUCGAUGAGCUGAGGACCGAGAUGGACGAGAUGAGGGACACUUUCUUCGAGGAGGAUGCCUGCCAACUGCAGGAAAUGCGCCACGAGUUGGAGAGAGCCAACAAAAACUGCCGGAUCCUGCAGUACCGCCUCCGCAAAGCCGAGCGCAAAAGGCUCCGCUACGCGCAGACCGGGGAGGUCGACGGGGAGCUACUGCGCAGCCUGGAGCAGGACCUCAAGGUUGCAAAGGAUGUAUCUGUGAGACUUCACCAUGAACUGGAAAAUGUGGAAGAAAAGAGAACAACAACAGAAGAUGAAAAUGAGAAACUGAGGCAACAGCUUAUCGAAGUUGAGAUUGCAAAGCAGGCUUUACAGAAUGAACUGGAAAAAAUGAAGGAGCUAUCCUUAAAAAGAAGAGGAAGCAAAGAUUUGCCAAAAUCUGAAAAAAAGGGUCAACAGACUCCCACAGAGGAGGACAAUGAAGACCUGAAAUGCCAGCUGCAGUUCGUGAAGGAAGAAGCUGCUUUGAUGCGAAAGAAAAUGGCCAAGAUUGAUAAGGAAAAGGACAGAUUCGAACACGAGCUGCAGAAGUACAGAUCCUUUUACGGGGACCUGGACAGCCCCUUGCCCAAAGGAGAAGCCGGGGGCCCCCCGAGCACCAGGGAGGCGGAACUCAAGCUUCGGCUGAGGCUGGUGGAGGAGGAGGCCAACAUCCUGGGCAGGAAGAUCGUCGAACUGGAGGUGGAGAACCGGGGCCUGAAGGCGGAGCUGGACGACCUGAGGGGCGACGACUUCAACGGCGCGGCCAACCCCCUCGUGAGGGAGCAGAGCGAGUCCCUGUCGGAGCUGCGGCAGCACCUGCAGCUGGUGGAGGACGAGACGGAGCUGCUGCGGAGGAACGUGGCCGACCUGGAGGAGCAGAACAAGCGCAUCACGGCGGAGCUCAACAAGUACAAGUACAAGGCGGGCGGCCACGAGAGCGCGCGGCACCACGACAGCGCCAAGACCGAGGCCCUGCAGGAGGAGCUGAAGGCGGCGCGCCUGCAGGUCAACGAGCUCAGCGGCAAGGUCAUGCAGCUGCAGUACGAGAACCGCGUGCUCAUGUCCAACAUGCAGCGCUACGACCUGGCCUCGCACCUGGGCAUCCGCGGCAGCCCCCGCGACAGCGACGCCGAGAGCGACGCGGGCAAGAAGGAGAGCGACGACGACUCGCGGCCGCCGCACCGCAAGCGCGAGGGGCCCAUCGGCGGCGAGAGCGACUCGGAGGAGGUGCGCAACAUCCGCUGCCUCACGCCCACCCGCUCCUUCUACCCCGCGCCCGGGCCCUGGCCCAAGAGCUUCUCCGACCGGCAGCAGAUGAAGGACAUCCGCUCGGAGGCCGAGCGCCUGGGCAAGACCAUCGACCGGCUCAUCGCCGACACGAGCACCAUCAUCACCGAGGCGCGCAUCUACGUGGCCAACGGGGACCUGUUCGGACUGAUGGACGAGGAGGACGACGGCAGCCGCAUCCGCGAGCACGAGCUGCUCUACCGCAUCAACGCGCAGAUGAAGGCCUUCCGCAAGGAGCUGCAGACCUUCAUCGACCGCCUCGAGGUGCCCAAGUCCGCGGACGAGCGCGGCGCGGAGGAGCCCAUAUCCGUGAGUCAGAUGUUCCAGCCUAUCAUUUUACUUAUUCUCAUUCUUGUAUUAUUUUCAUCACUUUCUUACACAACAAUAUUUAAACUUGUCUUCCUUUUUACGCUGUUUUUUGUACUGUAAACCUUUCCUCAUUUACCAUUCAUUGUAGUAUUUUCAGUUUGUUUGUUUUGUUUACUCUUCAAGACAAGAAGUAAAAGGAAUAUUAUUUCUGUAGUAACCAAUGCUAUAAAAACACUGAAGACUGCUUAUUUCUUUAAAAAGACACCUCUUACCACUACCAAAUUCAGUGUGAAGCCCACGCACUAAAAUAUUUCAGGUAAGGAAGUGUAACCUUUUUUUAAUAAAUCAUUUUAAUUGUUGCUUAUUUCUUUUACAUCUUGAUUUGUACUCUUCUUGAUAAAUAAUUGUAAGAAUGGCUGUAAAAAUUGACUAAAUCUCUCAGUUAUUUCUCAGUUGUUGACUUUGAUGAUAAUUCAAAAGCUGGACAAGUUGGUCACAUUUCAAAAAAAAUAGAGAUUUGUAAAGUACCUUAGCUAGCUUACAUCAGACUGACAAGGUAAUGUUUAUAUCCAAUAAAUAUCAAUGAAAAUUAUGAUGAACAAAUGAAAUGUGACCAUCAUGGAAACCACAUAAUUUGUUGCAAUGCUGAUGGUGUUCUGUCUAAAAAGAUGUGUGUGGAACCACGAGAGUGGAUUAAGCCUUAGUUCACUGAGGAGAUAAUUAUCCCCAUCCUACUGCAUUAGACCAGCUUCCAACCAAAUCAGCAAUUUCUGCAUUUACCUGUUAAAUUUGGAGUUCUGUCCUCUAUAAUAGAUUACCACAAAGAACUGCCUCCGGAGCAAGAAAUAUGCAAGAACUAUAGUAUGUGAAAUAUUUUGAGUAGGGAAAAAUAUAGUCAUUCUCUAGAAUUUCAUUAAAUCACAAUCCGAGGCCAGUAGCAUAGUUCCAGUGGGAGUUGCUCUCUAGACAUAAACUUACUUUGGUGAACCUGAACAUCCCCCUUUCUCCUCCUACCUGAAGUGGCCUGGAUAGGUUCCAUGUACCCAAAAGGCCCUAUUCUGUCCGUCUUGUUGACAUUUUACCCAGUGGAAAGCUGGAAUGCACCACUGCCACCAAGAUUCAGAGAUGCCAGCACUCAUUUAAGUCAUAUACUUGGAAAUACUUGCAGGUUAGUUGGUGGAUAUGAAAAUCUGUGGUAAAGUGAAGUAUCUUGCACCUCAGGAUAAAGAAUAUGUGGAAAAUCUUUGCUCUCUUACAAAAAUUGGUACUAGUAACAAUCUUUUGAAUCCUGGUGCCCUAGUAUAUCCAUUUCCCUUUGAGUAUUAAUUUAAAAAAAAUUCACAGUAGUUGAAAAUUCAGUUUAAAAUAGCUGCUCUUAAUCUCCAUGUUUUUAAAUUUCUUUUUGGUUUUUAUUUCUUUUCGUUUUGCGGGGAGGAGAGACCUGGAGUGAGGCGUGGCCCCCAGCAUUUGGAAUCUGUCACUACGUACCUCUGGCUUUUCGUCUGAGAGGUUCAAAAGGCUAGGUAGAACUUCAUGACAAAAAGGAGUGAAAUAACAUAAGUGCUAUAUUUAAUCAGUUAUUCAAGUGUUUACUUUUUAAAAAAAAUUCAUCUCAGGGAAAGCAACCACUUUAAAAAUCAAAAUUUGUCUGUUAGAUCCUUGAUAAGCCUUUAGACCACCAUCUCAGAGGAAGUUUUGGCAACAGAACUGAAAGGAAAUGUUUGAAGGCUGAAAUUUAUCUGAAAUGUUUAUUGCCUUUGGAGCCAGAUACACCCAGCUAGGCAGUGAUUCUCACCUAUCUCUGAAGCAUUUGGUAGUUUACGGAGGCGUUGUGGGUUGUCACAGUGACUAGGAAGCUCUAUUGGCAUUUAGAGGAAAGGGGUCAGAACUUCAAAUAAUUGUCCUGCUCAAAUUGCUGAGAUUGUCCCUGUGGGAAAGUGUGGUGUGCAGUGCACUUGUUCACUUCAGAAAUAUCAUGGAUAUUCACUACCCUGUGUGGCUUUAAGAAACUGGCUUCAGAAGUUUAACUUUCUUAAUCAUAAGAAUCAAGAACUAAAUAUCUGAAUCAGUGGUUUUCAACCCUAGGUGCCCAUUAGAAUUCCUGGGGUGUUUUUAGAAUUGAGACCCUACUUCACACUAAUUGAAACUGAAUGUACAGAUCGAGGCAUUUAUAUUUUUUAAAACUCCCAAGAACCACUGCUUUAGAAGUUUGAAUUAUCUAAAAUAUGUAUACACAGCCUAUACCAAGGUUGCAGUAAAAACUGUAUGGUACUAGCUAUGUAGAACCAUCAGUUGUCUAGGUUUGAGUAGACUUUAAAGUUCCAGCCGUUCAGUAGAGUCCACAUCCUCUCUAGAGCAUUUCCGCCUUGGUCAUAUGGCCUUUGCCAGAAGACCCCAAUGACAAAGCAGUUCUAUUUUUCACACUGGUGAUAGUGUUGGAAAACUCUCCUUUCAUUAAUACAGGUUCUUGAAACCAACAAAAUGAGAGACGACAAAUAGGAAUAAUACAUGACAGAAAGGAGAACCAAGAUGAAUAUUGUGUGUGUGCAAGGUUACACACACACCUGGAGAUACAGGCACACAUGCACACUGAAUUAAAGCCUCCAGAUGAUCCCACACACCCCCCCUGACAAGCCACCACUUUGUCAUUAUACAGUUAUCUCUGCCACAAAGCUUCCCUGUGUCAAUCCAAAGAAAGGAUAUGGUAUGCCACAAAUCCACCAGGAAUGAUGGAUGCCUGCUGAAUCUACCCUCCAAACCAAGAUGAGAAAGCAUAGACAAGAGAUGUGAGAAUGGAGCAAAAAGAUAGAGCACGGCUCCUUUGUCUCUUAGCAAACAUUGUGAAGUGUUGGCUAUGUCAGGUAUAGAGGAAAGUGAGGCUCAGUUCCUACUCUUUUAGAGCAUUCGAUUGCUUGAUUAACCAGGACAGACAUGUAAGCAGCUAACAUGUACUCUUACUGAAGUGCGAAAAAAAGGCUUGUGGUUGCAAUUUAUUGUUUAUUGGACACCUGAUAGCGUGUAAGGUUUCCCUAAGAAAACACAGUAAAAUUCCUAGGCAUUCUUGGAUGGAAUGAUGCCAUAAAUAAAUGCAGGGGUGGUAUAUAUACCUCAACGAUAUCUUGUGACCUGAAUAAGAAAGGAGAGGCUAACCAAGAGAGGUCUUGCUCCCAAAACGCCAGCCUCGUCUUCAGAUCUCUUGUUAGGAAUUAAAGUCAUGCUGGCAAUAGGAGUAUUAAUCUUACCUAUGAACUCCUAAGGCAUUGAUUUUAUAGAAGAAUUUCGUGAGAAUCAUAAGCUCCUUCCAGGCCCUCCAUAUAUGGAACCCCAGUAAGAGAUUGGGGAGAGGAAACAGGACUGACUUGGCUACUGCUCACAGAUUCUGGAGCAUCUGGGGUCGUUCUGACAGCUCCUCUGAAGUUAGUGAGGCAACUGUAUAGUCAAAUUCCAGGGAGGCUCUUUCCAACUCUGCCCUACCCACUGCAUAGCUGAAUUCCCAGUUUGUGCCUGCUUGAAUGCACACACCUCUACCACACUGUGGUGUGCAAUGAGAGAUGCAUUCAACAUCAGGGAAUUCAGACCUGCCUCUAUCUCGGGGGACUGCUGGGGGCCAGUAGCUGGGAGGUGGUCUCAGCAAACUGCCAGCGGGCACCAAGUGACCUUGUCCCUUGCCUUCUUCUCCCUGGAACUUCAGCUGUUCUGUGGGCAAUCAGGAGCUAGGGUGCAUCUUUCCUUUACAUCACAGGACAUAGACUUGGGGAGAGAAGUUAACAAGGCUGGUGCCCAAGAGCUUAGAAAGAGAAUCCCCAGCAUGUCUUUCCCCUCCUCCCCUUGGAUCCUGUUACUCACAUGAUCUUUGUUGUGUAAAGCUAGUUCUAAAAGAACACUCAGGCUGCUUUGUUCAUCAAGAGAACAAAAAGUCCUCCAGUUAUUGAGACAAAGAAUCUUCUCCUGUUUGCACCUUGAAGCUGUGCUGUUUAAACAUCAUGCUAAAAAUAAAUUCAAACAAAUAAAUCUUAUUGUAGAAAAUUCCCUUACAUGCACAUUCUUGGGUGUAGGAAGAAAUGUCUUUGGUAAUUUGGCCUAGAUUUAAGAAAAAAAGAAUUCAGUUGGCUAUUUUUAAGCAUAAUUGACUCAAACUCCUAAAUCAAAAGAAAAUUCAGUGCUGAGCCUGGAAUGUGUAUUGGCCUGUGUUCCCCAACCUUCGCUUCAAUUUGUGUGGUAGAGUGGGAUACAGUUAUUUAAUCAGCCGCCAGUGAAGUUUGGAAUGUCAGUUUGGUAGCUAAACCUUAACUCCAAAUAUUCAUGCAGGGGUCGUAGCUAUAGUCUUAGAGAAUUACAGUCCACUUUCAUCCGGUAGAGUUGUGCUUGGGGUCAGAUGCCCUAAUUGAAUUCAAGGAUUGAAGAGAAAGGUGGUGGAGGAUAGUAUCAGAAAGUGAGAAAAGUUGACUGUUUAUUAAUCUACUGGGAUUUAGUAGAGUUCAAAAACAAUGUUCAUGAAGACAGUGCUGCUUAAACCCUGGUUAUAAACCAGUUAGGUCUAAUGAAAGAUAGUUUUAAUUCUAUUUUGUAAUUUUGAUCUAGCUUUUGAUAAGGGAAGUGAUUGCGUACACAUGUUGAUGAAAUUAACAUUUCAUGAGUAGGUCUUGGGUUCUCAACAGCCUGCUUGUGGAAUUGCAGAGGGAAACUCAUUCAGAGUAAGAAGGCUUUAUGGCCUGGCCAUGGCAGGAAAACCUUUGUAGUUACAGUAGUAGAUGUGGUAACAUACUCAAUGCUUCUAAACAGUACUUUUGUGUUGAUCAGUUGGGAGAGGAGGACAUGGUGUUAGCUGUUUUAAAUGUUGGCCAUUCUAAAGUGUGUGUAAAAUCAUAGAAUCUCUACAAGUCCUUUCCAUGUAACUUAAUACAUACUUUUUAGUCCAUGCCGUCUCUGUUUAGGGACUCACUUACUCUAAACUACUCACUUGCAGUUUUAAGAGAACAUUGUGGCUGUUCUAGGGAAAUUGUGGGUAGUUUUUAAAUCACUUCCAGGAACAACUUUCAAGUAGAGUAGUGUUAUGGCCUCACUUGGUCAGAGAAUAGGAGCAGCCUCUUAAAAAUAAGAAGAAACUUCAGAAAUUUCCACCUUUCACUGCCCGCUGUUAAGCCAGGCUGUGUUGUCCUAAAGACCCUCAUCUUAUCUUGUAUCUCAGAUAUGUAUGGUUAAUUAACUUAAAUGUAGUGACAUUUCCUGAUUAUACAAUUUCAUUGUUACAAUUAUAAAAGGUUUUUUAGCUCAUAGAUGUAUGAGUUUUCCUAUAGCUAUUUUUCAAAAUAAGGUAUCAUCAAAACCCAACAUCUGAAAAUAAAAUUGCAAGAUUUUAUAAAUUCAUAAAAUUUACUGUGACAUAAGAAUAUAUAAUUAGUGGUUUUAGCAAUUAUUCAGACUUUUCAAAAAAAUUCAUGUAACUUCAUUGACUUGUGUAUUAGAAUGUUUCUUUGAAUGUUGUCUAAACCAAAAUUUCUGU
Messenger RNA from Diceros bicornis minor, 8963 nucleotides. It is a transcript of the gene MTCL3, whose product is annotated as SOGA family member 3. The transcript is spliced from 7 exons. The coding region runs from base 737 to 3580 and encodes 947 amino acids. Gene Ontology annotation, biological process: regulation of autophagy. The record is from RefSeq and is a predicted model, not a curated record. NCBI's taxonomy places the organism in Eukaryota, Metazoa, Chordata, Mammalia, Perissodactyla, Rhinocerotidae.